UUAAGUUGGUUACAAUUGACGAAAAUAUCAAACAUGAUGUUUUACUUCUUUGUCCUUGCACUAGCUGCUACAGUGCAGUCCGUUAUGUACGGCCCUGGAGCCCCUCUCUCUAGUGAUCCACGACUGACAGGGGUCAACGCUAACCCUUUUGCAGAUUUCAUGAGGCUUCCCAUCCAAAUGAAGCAAUGUAGAGCUACCACUCAUUUCAACGCCGACGCCAUUUUUGACCAGAGUUUUGUGUGUCCUAAGAACAUUAAACGUCCACAGAACUGGCCAAUCACAAGCACCGACAGAUUCUUUAUUCCAGAUCCAGAACUUCAAGGUUACGCACAACAACCCCUCUACAGAGCUUUUGCUAAUCCACAAAACAAUCCAGAUGCCAUGGCUUACUACAAACAGACAUAUGACGCCUUGGAGACAUGGAAAUACUCCGGACUGGAGCAGGAGUUCUCUCAGUGUUUCUCCGAUCUCUACAGAUACGAAGAUGCCGUCCAAAUCACUAAAUACAAGCUUGACCCUGUCUGUAAGACAACACUGGUCAAUCUGACCGAUGAGGCUAUCUGGCACACUUAUAACGGCAGAGAUUACAAAUGUUUCAUCCCCUUCCCCCAGCAACUCACAGCCGUCAAGUGUACUCACCCGCGAUACUCGAACAUGGAUAAGUGCCGACUUGGAUAUGGUGUCAGAAAUGAAUACAGAUGCGCUCCAACCAACUUUGUCCGCAGGAAGGUCAAUCUUGUUUGUCCAGAAAUCCAGAUGGUCUUUGUCCGAUCCUUCGACGUCCCAACCGCCUGCAGCUGUAAACUUUGUUACGAAUGUGAUAAUGUCAUCCCUGACCCAAGAGCCUACUUGGGGUUUCCUAAUGUUGGAAAAAAGUAAACCAAUAAAUCCGCCAAAAAUUGUGAUAACAGAUGAUGUAAUGAAGAAAAUGAAAACGGCUGAAGAUACUUAUUUGAGAUAAGAUGUAUUGUAAGCCAGUUUCUAUUUCUUUAUUUUGUCAUCUGUCUGAUUUAUAACAAAUCUACACCAAGUGCCAUAGUGUGCAUAAAUGAAAUUGAAAUAUUGCGAGAAAGUGAAUGCAUAUUACCACGUUCGGGCACGUGAAAUGUUAUGAUUGUUUUUGUUUGGGUUAUGAUGUGUGCUUUGUACUCUUGUUAUUAUUGUAUAUGCCAAAAUUUUGUUUUGCUAUUUUGUAUAUCAUCAUCCUGUUGUUAUUUGAAGUCCCUAUUAUGUUUUUGAGAUAUUUUUGCAUUAAAAGUUUAAAAAUUUA
Molecule: messenger RNA, 1270 nt
Organism: Saccostrea echinata
Lineage: Eukaryota; Metazoa; Mollusca; Bivalvia; Ostreida; Ostreidae
Exons: 5
Coding region: 34-879 (281 amino acids)
Source: RefSeq, a predicted model, not a curated record